GGGGAAUAUUUCUCAGCAUUCAAGCAGGCUUCUCGGCGAGAGGAUGAUAUUGCUAUAGUGACCUGUGGAAUGAGAGUCUUGUUCCAAGAGGGAACCAGCCGAGUACAAGAGAUUAAGCUGAGCUAUGGAGGGAUGGCUCCAACAACUGUGCUGGCUACUAAAUCCUGUCAAGAGAUCAUUGGCAGGGAGUGGAAAGAAAAGCUUUUGCAGGAUGCCUGCUGCAAGCUGGCCAAUGAGAUGAAUCUGUCUCCUUCAGCUCCAGGUGGUAUGGUGGACUUCCGGCGAACUCUCACGCUCAGCUUCUUCUUUAAGUUCUAUCUCACUGUGCUUCAGAAAUUAAGUAUAGAACUCAAUGGUAAU
Molecule: messenger RNA, 360 nt
Organism: Gekko japonicus
Lineage: Eukaryota; Metazoa; Chordata; Lepidosauria; Squamata; Gekkonidae
Product: xanthine dehydrogenase/oxidase-like
Exons: 2
Molecular function (GO): iron ion binding; oxidoreductase activity
Source: RefSeq, a predicted model, not a curated record